UGUAUCGCAUGUUCAUGCACGAUUAUAACCUUAAAAUACGGAAAAACACUCCUGAUAUCAGUGAAACUGAUGUUUUUUUUGCAAAAAUGUGAACGACAAUACGACUGAAGGGAUUUUUAGCCGGGCCGUGAGAGGCUCUGGCAUGUGCCGGUGCAAAUGUGCUAGUGCGGUUCUGUGUUAGUUAGCUGGAGGAAUUAACACUUAGCACCUUCCUAUCAUGAUUCCGUCUAAACACUGUGAUUCACCCUCUAAAAGGGCCCUCGAAACAUACGAAUUCAAUAAUAUGUCUUCAACACCAACGAUUGGAGCCCGACAUUUGAGCAAAUCCACUUCCGAGUUAAGCAGUCCUAGAGAAAUGCCGGAAAUUCGUCCUAGGUCUGCAGCUCCCCCUGAAGUCUCGCAUCUGUCAGUAUAUCAAAAAGCUCAUAGUUUUUUCGCACAACUUAAGAGUCGUUGGGGGCACAGCAAACGCGAGCGUCGCCACAAAUCUCCUGGCCGCCAAGACUCCACCGAUUACGCUGCCGAUCUUAGCAGUGACCACAGCACCCCUAGCACCCAGAGUCCAAGACAUCGACUCCACACUCGUACAGACUCGCCGUUAAGCCGUGCCUGUCCCAGUGGUGGCGGCGGCGGUGAUACCAGUUCACCCAGCGGCUCCCCCAAGCCUCGUGUGCCCACCACCAGCGCCGUGGCCGGCCUCGACCUUCUUCCCCUGGGAUCCAACGAUGAAAUCUCCAGAAGACGCGAAGCAGUUUUACGUCAACAUUCCUUUUUUCAAUUACGGAUACAUCUACGUAGGGGAAAUGGAUUGGUCGCCAUGGACAAAAACGGGUUAAGCGAUCCAUACGUCAAGUUCAAAGUUGGUGGUAGAUUAAUUUAUAAAUCACGAACGGUUUAUCGAGAUUUAAAUCCAACAUGGGACGAAAGUUUUACCGUUCCGAUCGAAGAUCCAUUCAUUCCUAUUCAGAUCAAAGUAUUCGACUACGAUUGGGGACUUCAAGACGAUUUUAUGGGAUCGGCAACUCUGGAUCUAACCACGCUGGAUCUGGGAAGGGCAACUGAAGUAACAAUGGUUUUACACGAUCCUGACAGACCUGACACGACACUAGGAGAGAUUCUUCUAACUGUUACAUUGUAUCCCAAGAGUCAAGAGGACAAAGAACAGUACUAUCAAAAGAACAGUAGAGUAGCAGAUGUAAAUAAACGACUGAAAUCACAAAUAUGGAGCUCCGUAGUGACCAUAGCGUUAGUAGAAGGUAAAAACUUAUUAGCUUGCGACCCUGAAACGGGCACCUCAGAUCCAUACGUAAAAUUUAGAUUAGGUAACGAAAAGUACAAAAGUAGGAUAGUGUGGAGAUCGUUAAAUCCAAGAUGGUUAGAACAGUUUGAUCUUCAUUUAUACGACGACGGUGAUCAACAGCUCGAAAUCACCGUCUGGGAUAAAGAUAGAUCAAGAGAUGACUUUAUUGGAAGGUGUGUAAUAGAUUUGACGACUUUGGAACGCGAACGAACGCACAGUUUAUGGCAACAAUUAGAAGAUGGUGCUGGGUCUUUGCACCUCCUUCUCACCAUCAGUGGAACCACUGCUUCCGAAACCAUAUCAGACUUGACCACUUACGAGGAGAACUCUCGCGAAGUGGAAAAUAUUAUGAAUAGAUAUAUUUGGCACCGAACAUUCCACAACAUCAAAGACGUGGGCCACCUAACCGUCAAAGUAUACCGAGCUUCAGGUCUAGCCGCAGCUGAUUUGGGAGGCAAAAGCGACCCUUUCUGUGUUCUCGAGCUAGGAAACGCCCGUUUGCAAACACAAACCGAAUACAAAACACUGUCACCCUCCUGGCAAAAAAUAUUUACUUUCAACGUCAAAGACAUCAACAACGUCCUCGACAUAACGGUCUUUGACGAAGACCGUGACCACAAAGUAGAGUUUUUGGGUCGAGUGGUCAUUCCUUUACUCCGAAUUCGAAACGGUGAGAAACGCUGGUAUGCCCUCAAGGACCGCAAACUACGAAGCCGAGCCAAGGGCAACAAUCCCCAAAUCUUGCUCGAAAUGAAUCUUGCGUGGAACCCUAUCAGAGCCUGCAUCAGGACGCUUAAUCCUAAAGAAGAGAAAUACAUGCAAAGCGAAGUUAAAUUUAAGCGGCAAGUUUUCGUGAGGAACGUUCUAAGACUGAAAGUUUUCAUUAUGUAUUUUUACGAGUUCGGGAAGAUCUUCCAGAACUGCUUCGAGUGGGAAUCCAAAAUUCAGAGUUUUGCAGCGCUGCUUCUCUUUCUUGUUCUGUGUUACUAUUUCGAGCCGUGGAUGUUGCCUAUCGCUGGAUUAUUAAUAUUUUUUAAACAGUACAUUGUGAGGAUUUUAGCGGGGCCGAGUUCCAUCCCGUGGGAUGAAACUGCAGAUUCCGAUAUCGAAGAUGAUGAGGACGAUGAUAAGGAAAAGGAAGAGAAGAAGAGUUUAAAAGAAAGGCUACAGGCAAUACAGGAAGUCACGCAAGGUGUCCAAAAUGCCAUAGGACGUAUAGCUUCUCUUCUCGAAGCCGUUAAAAACACGUUCAACUUCACCGUUCCCUACCUAUCUUGGAUAGCGAUUGGUCUUCUGGUCGCUGCUACUAUCGUCCUAUACUUAAUUCCUAUCAGAUAUCUCCUAAUGCUUUGGGGAACGAACAAAUUCUUUAGGCGAAUCCUUCGCCCACAUUCCGUUCCUAACAACGAAGUUCUAGACUUGCUAUCCCGAGUUCCAGACGACGAAAUGUUGAUGUGGGCGAAAUUACUGGCCUGGGCGCUGUCGACCCCGUGGGGGCGCCUAACAGUGUUUGAAUGGUACUUGCAGCUGGACUACAAGGAUCUCAAGAUUCUGAUCAAUCCGGAGGCGGAGCGUCGACGCGAUCCGAAAAAGAAGCACAAAACUUCCUAGUGGAAGACCAGAUUCGUUGGUUUGCGCGAUAACUGGCGGACUCGUUUCGAGAAAAUCAAAGAAAAGGCUGAUUAAACAAUUCUUAAUACAUUUCUGUGUGUCGUUAGAUUGUUGUAGUCUCAAAAAUGAUAGUGAGAGUUCGAGUGCCCGCUCGGCCAUAUUCAAUUUGAGCUUCGAUUUUGAACUUUAAAGAUAUACGAAUUUUGACAAAAGUAGAUUUUGAAAAUUUUAAAGUGUUGUCAUUGUUGUCGUUGUUGAAGUUUUUAUUUAUUGUUUUCGGGGUCGAAAUUUGACAAUUGAACCAACACAUUUAUUGGCUUAUUUAUUGCGACAUCAACCUUAAAUUUUAAGAUUUUGUAUUUUUCUACCCACGUGAUUAGUUUUAGAAAUAUUACAAAUUGUGUCAAAAAGGUGUUACAAAUUAAUUAAUCAACCGACAAUAGGGCCAUAAAUUUUAAUUACUUCCAUUUCUCACAACGACAGUGUGAAAAAAGUCGACGAAAUUUACAUUUUUGUGCACACUAAAUCAACACCAAAUACAUAUUCGUUUGAGUUCUUCCAAUAGACUUGACCUAGUCGAUUGUCGGUAAAUUUAGAUCAAUUUCGUUGAUUUAGUGCCUAGGUCUACGAAGCCUAAUACUUCCUUUUUAUUUUUUCAAAUUUAUAUAGGAAAUGUUCUAACGGGAAAAUGGUGCUUAAAAAUUUAUGUAUAGUUUUAACAUAACGAAGAGGUCCUCACCAAGAAAAACUUUGACAAAAUUUUUCCCAUUGAUAAUAAUAGUCGCUUCUAAUAGGCUUUCAGUUUGAGAAAAUCGUAUUUUAACUUUUCCCGAUUGCAUUAGAAGUUAUCGCACGUCAACUGUAGAUAAUCGAGAUCGGCUUCUAGAAGCACUUUCCGGAGGAUUUCAAACUGGUUCUCCGGAAUGUCUUCAAGUUCUAAAUGACCGUUUCGGAUAUUGUUGUUGUUUGCACUUAAGACAGCUGUGAUUAAUUCGUCAAAAACCUCACUUUCAAGCCUUUGUUUUAACUCAAACUUCCCACAUAACCCGGAAAAAUACAGCUACAUUUAAAUUUUAUAAGUUUGGCAAUUGAAAAUAUUUAUUAUUUUAGGGAAAAGUUAGUCAAAGUUUCAAGCAAUAUCUUACCCUCAUCCAUCGUAAUAAUUACUUCUAUGAUACUCGAAGACGUUAACAAUAUCUGACCACAAAAGUUAGUAAGAAAAAUCAACGGACCGAUUCGUUUUACUCAAACUUUGUGAUUCUUGGAUUCAUUGUACUUAUUCCAUUAUAUGUGUACCUACUACUAUAAGUGUUUUUGCACACAUUCAGAUUUUAUUGCACAAUAACGUUUGUUGCGUUAUUUUUGCCAAUUGCAAGGAAAGUGAUAUCGAAUAAUGUAAUAAGUUAAUUAUAUUGUAACUAUCAUUUUUAUUAUUAAAAAAAUACGU
This is a messenger RNA of Tribolium madens (black flour beetle), 4358 nucleotides long. It is a transcript of the gene Mctp, whose product is annotated as multiple C2 and transmembrane domain-containing protein. The transcript is spliced from 15 exons. Gene Ontology annotation, molecular function: calcium ion binding. Gene Ontology annotation, cellular component: synaptic vesicle membrane. Gene Ontology annotation, biological process: regulation of neurotransmitter secretion. Lineage: Eukaryota; Metazoa; Arthropoda; Insecta; Coleoptera; Tenebrionidae. The record is from RefSeq and is a predicted model, not a curated record. Bases 218 to 2911 code for a protein of 897 amino acids.